Molecule: messenger RNA, 198 nt
Organism: Dibothriocephalus latus
Lineage: Eukaryota; Metazoa; Platyhelminthes; Cestoda; Diphyllobothriidea; Diphyllobothriidae
Source: the annotation of a GenBank genome assembly
AUGAUGGGGCGCAUGGCUGCCGAACGAAACGCCAUCCUCUACGCCACCGAUGACCGCUACUGCGUUGACAACGGAGCCAUGAUCGCGCAUGCUGGUUGGGAGAUGUUUCGUGUGGGCUGCACCACUCCCUUCGACGAAUCCACGGUCACUCAGCGUUUUCGUACGGACGAAGUGGACGUCAAGUGGAGGACUGAUUGA